Messenger RNA from Elephantulus edwardii (Cape elephant shrew), 687 nucleotides. Its product is annotated as lipoma HMGIC fusion partner-like 2 protein-like. The record is from RefSeq and is a predicted model, not a curated record. Bases 1 to 687 code for a protein of 228 amino acids. Lineage: Eukaryota; Metazoa; Chordata; Mammalia; Macroscelidea; Macroscelididae. Gene Ontology annotation, cellular component: membrane. The transcript is spliced from 2 exons.
AUGUGUCAUGUCAUUGUCACCUGUCGCUCGAUGCUCUGGACCCUCCUGAGUAUUGUAGUGGCUUUUGCAGAACUCAUCGCCUUCAUGAGCGCGGACUGGCUGAUUGGAAAAGCCAAGGCGCCCCGCGGCCCCAUGGAGCCGGAUGCCCAGCCAGGAGCCCCAGAGCCCUACCACCCCACACUGGGCAUCUACGCGCGUUGCAUCCCCAACCCCGGGGUGCAGCACUUGCAACGGGACACGCUGUGCGGGCCCUAUGCCGAGAGCUUCGGCGAGAUUGCCAGUGGCUUCUGGCAGGCCACUGCUAUUUUCUUAGCCGUGGGGAUCUUCAUUCUCUGCACGGUGGCCUUGGUGUCCGUCUUCACCAUGUGUGUGCAGAGCAUCAUGAAGAAAAGCAUCUUCAACGUCUGUGGGCUUUUGCAAGGGAUUGCAGGUCUCUUCCUGAUCCUGGGUCUGAUUCUCUACCCUGCUGGUUGGGGUUGCCAGAAGGCAAUAGGCUACUGUGGACAUUAUGCAUCUGCCUACAAACCCGGAGACUGCUCCUUGGGCUGGGCCUUUUACACGGCCAUUGGCGGCACGGUCUUGACCUUCAUCUGUGCCGUCUUCUCCGCACAAGCAGAAAUUGCAACCUCCAGUGACAAAGUACAGGAAGAAAUUGAAGAGGGGAAAAACCUUAUCUGCCUCCUUUAG